AUGCAAAGAUCAGACUUAGGCGCCUGCCUUACGCUUCGGAUUCGACUUCGAUUCUUGACAUUCUUGACCAGUACGCAACAGCACAGGUCCAGGUUUGCCCAAUCGAGCUUCUGUCUUGCAUACUUAAUAGAAAGACUUCUUUAUGUUCACAAGCUAUCCCCCCAUGCGUUCGCACAAGACUCAAGCUUGAUCCUCUUCACUAUGUCUUGGACUUUUGCAGAGCGCGCGUGCCGAGCGCUACCCUCGUCGCUCAACCCUAAAUUCCAAAAUCAUCACUUCACUCGCCGAUUGUUGUGGGCCGUUCUUGCAACCCUAACCCCCAUCCCUCCUCGUAAGGCUCAGUCAGGCUUCCGCGUUCUCGUGCACCCUCCGUUCCACCCACACGCGAUGUUCGACCGGCGAUGCCCCUUAUGCCCACGGCCGGGAGCCCGCACUAGCUCGAGGCAGGCAGUUCUGUCUUCUUGCUGUUUAUGUCACUGUUUCGUAUGGAAUGAUGGCGUGAGUAGCCUCGUGCUUGUGAUGGUGAUAGCGCCAUCCCUUUCACAGUGCCCCGGGUUCAAUGCAGCGAAAGCUGUAGGGAGGAAGUCAGGUCUAGUCUCUUUUAGGGAACAUGAACGCUCCUGCAAAAGUGACUCGAUAUCAAGAUGCUACCCUUCUGAGCAACCACUUGGCUGGCAAGGAAAGGUCCAAAGUGUCACAAUUGUUGCUGGAUGGGCUCGAUCUUCUCUGUGGGGUCGUGAAUAA
Molecule: messenger RNA, 744 nt
Organism: Mycosarcoma maydis (corn smut)
Lineage: Eukaryota; Fungi; Basidiomycota; Ustilaginomycetes; Ustilaginales
Exons: 1
Coding region: 1-744 (247 amino acids)
Source: RefSeq, a predicted model, not a curated record